Molecule: messenger RNA, 253 nt
Organism: Drosophila erecta
Lineage: Eukaryota; Metazoa; Arthropoda; Insecta; Diptera; Drosophilidae
Product: E3 SUMO-protein ligase SIZ1-like
Exons: 1
Coding region: 16-240 (74 amino acids)
Source: RefSeq, a predicted model, not a curated record
GGGGUGCCGAAUGGAAUGCAACAGCACUCCGGCAACAUGCUGCACCACAGCAACUUGGGCCUGGACCACUCCGAUCUCGGUUUGGUGGGGGGCGUGCCGGCCAAUCACCAGGAUGAGGGCAACCACAGCCUGGAGGGCAGCAACAAGUCGCCCAUGGAGGCGCCCCUGGCCAACAGCAGCAGCAACAACAACAACAACAACAACAACAACGACAACGAUGACGAGGACGUGAUCGAUUGAAAAACGCUCUAAC